Oldenlandia corymbosa var. corymbosa is the source of this 3993-nucleotide messenger RNA. Lineage: Eukaryota; Viridiplantae; Streptophyta; Magnoliopsida; Gentianales; Rubiaceae. The record is from the annotation of a GenBank genome assembly.
AUGCCGUCCCUUCAGCUUUUGCAGUUAACCGAGCAUGGCAAAGGUCUAUUGGCGUCAAGAAGGAAAUCUUUGCUGAUUGCCGCUGGUGUUGUAGUUGCCAGUGGGACAGCUGCUGCAUAUAUACAAUCACGAAGCAAUUCUAGGAAGCAUGGUCCAUUGGGUGACCAUAAUGGGCCCACUGAUGAGAACAGGUUAUCUGUUAAAAAGGUUGAAAAUUCUAAUAUUGUGAAAAAGAGUAGACAAAAGAAGGGGGGCCUGAGGUCGCUCCAUGUGCUCACUGCAAUCCUCUUAUCUCGGAUGGGAACAGCUGGUGCAAGGGACCUUCUUGCACUGGUGACCACAGUGGUGUUACGAACUGCUGUCAGCAAUAGAUUAGCUAGAGUUCAAGGAUUCCUGUUUCGUGCAGCUUUCCUCCGACGUGUGCCUACAUUUUUCCGUCUUAUCUUUGAGAAUGUCUUACUUUGUUUUCUUCAGUCAACUUUGCAUUCUACUGCCAAAUACAUUACGGGGACCUUGAGUUUGAGAUUCAGAAAGAUAUUGACAAAGCUCAUACACAGUCAAUAUUUUCAGGACAUGGUAUACUACAAGAUAUCUCAUGUUGAUGGUCGAAUAAGUAAUCCUGAACAGCGAAUAGCAAGUGAUGUGCCAAAGUUCUGUUCAGAAUUAAGUGAUCUUGUACAGGAAGAUCUCAUUGCAGUCACUGAUGGUUUACUUUAUGCAUGGCGUUUAUGUUCAUAUGCUAGCCCAAAAUAUAUCUUCUGGAUACUGGCUUAUGUGUUGGGGGCAGGAACCAUGAUUAGAAAUUUUUCCCCCGCAUUUGGGAAGUUAAUGUCCAAAGAACAGCAUCUGGAAGGAGAGUAUAGACAGUUGCACUCAAGGUUGAGGACUCAUGCAGAAAGCAUCGCAUUCUAUGGAGGUGGUAGUAGAGAAGAUUCUCAUAUUCAACAGAAGUUUAAGGAUCUUGUUCGCCACAUGAGGGUGGUGCUUCAUGACCAUUGGUGGUUUGGCAUGAUUCAAGACUUUCUCUUGAAGUAUCUUGGUGCUACAGUUGCUGUUAUUUUGAUCAUUGAGCCAUUCUUUUCGGGGAAGCUAAGACCUGACACUUCAACUCUGGGACGAGCAGAAAUGUUGAGUAAUUUAAGAUAUCACACAAGUGUUAUAAUAUCUCUAUUCCAAUCAAUGGGAACUCUUUCUAUCAGUUCAAGGCGUUUGAACCGCUUGAGUGGUUAUGCAGAUCGUAUCCAUGAACUCAUGGCAAUAACUAGAGAGCUUGGUGGACGUGAUGUAUCCUCUGUUCAGACAAAUGGAACCAAGAACUACGUUAGUGAAGCAAAUUACAUUGAGUUUGACAAUGUCAAGGUUGUCACUCCUACGGGUAACGUAUUGGUGGAGGACUUGACUUUAAGGGUUGAAACAGGAUCUAAUCUCUUGAUAACAGGUCCAAAUGGUAGUGGCAAGAGUUCACUUUUCCGAGUGUUAGGUGGUCUUUGGCCGCUGGUUUCUGGACAUAUUGUAAAGCCUGGAAUUGGUUCCGAUCUUAACAAAGAAAUCUUCUAUGUGCCACAACGGCCAUACACAGCUGUUGGAACAUUACGGGAUCAGUUAAUCUAUCCACUUACUGUAGAUCAAGAGGUCAAGCCUCUGACAAAAGAUGGAAUGGUUGAACUUCUUAAAAAUGUGGAUCUUGAGUAUCUGUUAGAUCGUUACCCACCUGAGAAGGAGGUUAACUGGGGGGAUGAACUAUCCCUAGGUGAGCAGCAAAGAUUGGGAAUGGCCAGACUCUUCUAUCACAAGCCCAAAUUUGCUAUUCUUGAUGAAUGUACCAGUGCAGUGACAACUGAUAUGGAAGAACGUUUUUGUGCUAAAGUUCGAGCUAUGGGGACUUCAUGUAUAACAAUAUCUCAUCGGCCUGCACUGGUUGCAUUCCAUGAUCUUGUCUUGUCCUUGGAUGGUGAAGGAGGUUGGAGUGUCCACAAAAGAGAGGAUUCUACUGCGAUUGAAGGAUCUGAGUUCAACAAGACACACCACACUGAAACAGACCGUCAAAGUGAUGCGUUGACUGUUCGUCGUGCUUUUGCUAACAUAAAAAAGAAUUCUGCUUAUUCAAAUGCAAAGGCUCAAUUAUACUCCUCAGAGUUGCUAGCAGCAUCUCCUCUUGAAGUUGAUUCCCCUCCUCCCUCAUUUCCACAACUGCAAGCUAUUCCGAGGGCAUUGCCUUUGCGGGUUGCUGCAAUGUCUAAAGUUCUGGUUCCAUCGUUGGUCGACAAGCAGGGAUUACAGUUGCUUGCAGUUGCUGUGCUUGUUGUGUCCAGAACUUGGAUUUCAGAUCGCAUUGCUUCUUUGAAUGGGACCACUGUGAAAUAUGUCUUGGAGCAAGAUAAAGCAUCUUUUGUACGGUUGAUUGGUGUGAGCAUCCUUCAAAGUGCUGCAUCUUCUUUUGUUGCACCUUCUUUAAGGCACUUGACUGGAAUGCUUGCCCUGGGGUGGAGAAUACGCCUGACCAAGCAUCUGCUAAAGAAUUAUUUGAGGAAGAAUGCAUAUUACAAGGUAUUUCACAUGUCCUCAAAGAAUAUUGAUGCAGACCAAAGAUUGACACAGGACCUGGAAAAAUUAACUGGCGACCUAUCUGGCUUAGUAACUGGUAUGGUGAAACCAACCGUCGACAUUUUAUGGUUCACUUGGAGAAUGAAGCUACUAACUGGUAGAAGGGGAGUCGCAAUUCUUUAUGCUUACAUGCUAUUGGGGUUGGGUUUUCUAAGGAGUGUUACACCUGAGUUUGGUGACCUAACUAGUCGUGAGCAACAACUGGAGGGAACCUUCAGGUUUAUGCAUGAGAGACUUCGCACACAUGCCGAAUCUGUUGCUUUCUUUGGUGGCGGUGCUCGAGAGAAGGAGAUGGUUGAGUUAAGAUUCAGGGAACUUCUUUGUCAUUCUGCAUUGCUGCUUAGAAAGAAAUGGCUCUUUGGCAUUUUGGAUGACUUUAUCACGAAGCAACUUCCUCAUAAUGUGACUUGGGGUUUGAGCUUGCUGUAUGCAAUUGAGCACAAGGGUGACAGGGCAUUGACUUCAACCCAAGGCGAGUUGGCUCAUGCAUUGAGGUUCUUAGCAUCUGUAGUAUCUCAGAGCUUUCUGGCUUUUGGUGACAUUCUUGAGCUACAUAGGAAGUUUCUUGAGCUUUCGGGGGGCAUCAAUCGUAUUUUUGAACUGGAAGAGUUUCUAGAUGCCUCUCAAAAUGAGGAUCAUUUGCUUGCCAAAGGGAGCGACUCGUCAUCAGAUGAUAUCAUUUCUUUCUCAGAGGUGGAUAUAGUUACACCAGCACAGAAGAUGAUGGCUCGGAAGUUGAAAUGCGAUAUUGUGUCCGGGAAAAGCCUUCUUGUAACUGGUCCAAAUGGAAGUGGAAAAAGUUCUAUUUUCCGAGUUCUUCGAGGGCUUUGGCCAGUGGUUAGUGGAAGACUGGUAAAACCUUCUCAGCACACUUACUCGGGAAUUGGUGGCACUGUCUUCUAUGUUCCUCAGCGCCCAUACACUUGCUUGGGCACCCUGAGAGACCAAAUUAUAUAUCCCCUGUCACGUGAGGAGGCAGAAAGAAUGGUUUCAUUAAAUAUUGAUCAAGGUCAACAACCCGCUGGAACCUCUAACACCUUGGAUGACCAUCUAAAGUCUAUUCUGGAGAACAUUAAGCUAGUGUAUCUUUUGGAAAGAGAAGGUGGACUGGAUGCUAGCCAGAACUGGGAAGAUAUCUUAUCUCUUGGUGAACAGCAGAGAUUAGGCAUGGCGCGUCUGUUCUUCCACAAACCACGAUUUGGAAUACUUGACGAGUGCACUAAUGCCACGAGUGUGGAUGUUGAAGAGCACCUUUAUAGGCUUGCAAACGAGAUGGGAAUAACUGUGAUUACAUCAUCACAGAGGCCUGCCCUGAUACCAUUCCAUGCAUUGGAAUUACGUUUAAUUGAUGGUGAGGGAAAAUGGGAGCUCCGAACUAUUGAGCAAUGA